UCUCUCUCCAAUAAGAGUUUGCCUGUACUUCUUCAGCAGUGGAAAGAAGAACACAAGUUCGUGUUCAAAUCCCCAACUUCACAUAAAAUCUCUCUCUCUCUCUCUCUCUCUCUCUAAAAGUGAUGGAGAGGAUCAGAAGCUCGGAGGAGAAGAAAUCAUACAGCAGAAGACUUGGGAAGUAUCUCAGAGAACAAAAGGGAAGGAUUUACAUCAUCAGCAGAUGUGUGGUCAUGCUCCUCUGUUGGCACGAUUGA
Molecule: messenger RNA, 254 nt
Organism: Tarenaya hassleriana
Lineage: Eukaryota; Viridiplantae; Streptophyta; Magnoliopsida; Brassicales; Cleomaceae
Exons: 1
Coding region: 123-254 (43 amino acids)
Biological process (GO): negative regulation of cell population proliferation
Source: RefSeq, a predicted model, not a curated record